Messenger RNA from Bolinopsis microptera, 1480 nucleotides. Its product is annotated as ankyrin repeat domain-containing protein 60-like. The record is from RefSeq and is a predicted model, not a curated record. Gene Ontology annotation, molecular function: protein binding. The transcript has 6 exons. The coding region runs from base 11 to 1210 and encodes 399 amino acids. NCBI's taxonomy places the organism in Eukaryota, Metazoa, Ctenophora, Tentaculata, Lobata, Bolinopsidae.
GAAUGGGACCAUGGCAACUAUGUACAGAAGAGGGAGAGCCUGGCAAAGUGUGGACAUCACGGUCAAGUUGAUGACAGGAAAAACCCUGUCCUUCAGUCAGAUACCUCUCAACACAUCGAUCAAGGAGCUGAAACUGAAGGUUGAGGACGCCUGUGGCAUCCCUUCGCAAUGUCAGAGGCUGACAUACCUUGACAUGUGUGACAUGUUCGAUCAUAAGACCCUCGAGCAAUCAGAUGUUGUCGACAGAGGACGGUUCAAUAUGAAGGUGUGGGCUCCGUUCGGAGCGCUCGUUAAUGCUGCGUCAGGAGGUCACAUAACUCAAGUCUUUCAAAGUGGUCUCAUCAACAACAGAGGCUUUCUUAAUCAGGACGAAGCGUUUCUAGCGCUGUAUAUAGCAGCUCACGGUGGUCACCUCAGGCUGGUCCUCAUGAUACUGUCCUAUGGGGUGAACGUUAACUUCAGCACUAAACUAGGCCGCACUGCUCUCCACGCAGCGGGUAUAAAAGGUCAGUGGUCAGUACUGUGUCUCCUGAUAAAUUGGGGAGCCAACAUCUACAGUAAGGACGAAUCAGGAUUUACAGCAAUGGACUACGCGCGCAUGUUUGGACACAGAGAAUCUGCACGUGGGCUGGCGCUCUACGAGUGGCACCUGAACAAAGAGCAGCACGUGCGAAAGAAGCAGAGUGCGUCUGCGGACCAGUCUAUUGAUAUUAUGUCCCAGUUCCCUCCUCAUUGGAUAGCUGAGGUGCCUGGCUGCAAUGUUAAACAGAUAUUCUCCCCGCCGGUAACGAUGAACCUGGUGGCUGCACGUGCGGCAAACAUGUUGGUAAUCCUCCCAGAAAUGGCAGGUCGUGAGGACACGGAACGCCCUCCGUCUCCCAACUACGUUUGUGGUCGCGAUCACGCGAUACCAGGGGUUUCAGCCCUCAAUAUCAAGAAGAACACGAGACGUGUUACCCUGCCUCCCCUGGUAACACGGAGGUCCACCCCACCAAAUUACGACGAGUGGCUGAUAACUAAGUCAAAGCAGAAGGCUCAGCGGGUGAAGAAGAUCCAAGAAGAGUUGGACCUUGAAGCAGAGGAAAAGAGGCAGAAGGAGGUGGAGAAACAUAUCAGAGCAAGAGAUGCGUUUGAGAAUUGGGUUAGAAUCAGGGCACCUAAUCAGAGACAGUUUAAUUUACACGAUAGAGCUAGAGUGGGAACCGUGUAGCGGGGAACUACUUAUCGUUCAUCAAUACGAUGUAGGUUGGAAAUAAAUUAAACUUUCUUUUUUAGCCCGAUUAAGUAAUCUAUUACUCACAGCAAAGUCAUAAUUUUCAGAACAAUUUUGAGUCAUGCAUUACAGCAUAGUGCAAUGUUAAGGUACAAAUGCUUUCUUUUAACCUUUAAAAAUUAAAAUAUAUACGUUUCAUUCUAAACCUUUAGUUGUUGAUUAUAUAAUUUAUUUUCAUUCAGAUUUUUAGUUUAGGUUUUUAGUUCA